Molecule: messenger RNA, 2189 nt
Organism: Solanum dulcamara
Lineage: Eukaryota; Viridiplantae; Streptophyta; Magnoliopsida; Solanales; Solanaceae
Product: protein OBERON 3-like
Exons: 2
Coding region: 17-1744 (575 amino acids)
Cellular component (GO): nucleus
Source: RefSeq, a predicted model, not a curated record
AUUUUGGGGGUGGGAAAUGGUUAGUCAUAAGGGUAAAGAAAUCAUUGUUUUUGAAGAUCAGAAUGAAGAAACCAACAUAAGAGUAGAUAAGAAUUUUCUUCAGUUAUAUGAGUAUAAAGAGAGUUCCUCUAAAAGGGUAGCUGAGAAUGAGGAAAUUCAGGAAGAAAUUACAGAAAAUAAAUCAAAAGAUGGAAUCUUUGAUCUUUCCUCUAAAAGGGUAGCUGAGGAUGAGGAAAUCCAAGCAGAAAUUAGUGCAAAGAAGCCAAAAUAUGGAAUCUUUGAUCUUUCUUUGGCUUGCCCUAGCAGUAGUAGGAGUUUACAAUCAUCAGAACCAUCAAAUAACAACACGAGGAUUGGGUAUUUCAGGAAUGGCUCCUUGUCAUCGUGUUAUUCCCAUCCCUUUUCUCACAACCUUAGCUACUCACUUAGCCUGAGUUCAAAAGAGGAUAGUGAGAAUUCCAGGGAGGGAAUUAAUUGGUCAGUUUUUAGCAGGUUUAGGCCAGUUGAAACAGGAGAUUGUACAUUGACGGGUAAUCCUGGUGAAAGUAGUUUAGCUCUUAGUUGUCGACUACAAGUCAAUAAGGAUAAUGAUAUUGAUAGGAUCAGUAGCUCGGAUAGUAAUUCGUUUUUCCUAUUCAAGUUGCCUGCAAGACCAACAGGUGAUUCGAGUGUUAGAGGAAGUAUGGAUGUAGGAAGAGCACUUCAACUUUCUCAGCCUGAGAGAAUCCUUGGGGAGAUAGUUGCAGAGCCUGUUCCUCUUAUGGCUCAGAUUGUGCAAGAGCUUCCUGAAGAAACGAUUGAAUCAACAAAGGAAUACUUGAGGAGCCUAAUUGCAAUUCCUGAGAAAAAAGACUUUUUGAUCAGCCUUCAGAAUAGGCUUAAUGGGAGAUCUGAUCUUACCGUUGAGACUCUCUCAAAGAGUAAUAAGACUCAACUGGAAAUUUUUAUUGCCAUAAAAAUGGGUCAUAUAAGUUUCUUAUCUUUGGAAAUUAACCACCUUCAAGCCACUGAAUUGAUUGAGAUUUUUUCGUUUGAAAGGUGUCGGAACAUAUGCUGCAAAAGUGUGUUACCUCGUGAUGAUUGUAAAUGCAAAAUUUGUUUGAAAAACAAGGGAUUCUGCUCUGAAUGCAUGUGUCUAGUAUGUUUUAACUUUGAUAAUGCGUAUAAUACUUGUCGUUGGGUAGGCUGCGACCGAUGCUCACACUGGUGUCAUGUUGUUUGUGCUGUUCAGAGAAAUCUUAUAAAGCCAGGUCCAAGUAUCAAUGGGCCAUCUGGAACAACUGAGAUGCAAUUUCACUGUCUUGGUUGCGGUCAUUCUAGUGAAAUGUUUGGAUUUGUUAGAGACGCGUACACGCAUUGUGCAAAGGACUGGGGUGAGGAAACUCUAAUAGAAGAGCUUGAUUAUGUUCGAAAAAUUUUCAAUGGGAGUGAAGAUUUUAAAGACAAGGAGUUGCAUGCUAUAACUUAUGGGUUGCGUAACAAGCUCGAGAAAAAGAUGAUCUCUCCUACAGACGCUUGUGAUUUCAUUUUACAAUUUUUUAAAUACACGGAUGGUUUGUGGCAGUUUCUUUCAUGCAGUUUUCCUGCAUGUAUCCCUAUUGCUGAUAAACCUUCCUUCAACAUAGUGAGCUCUUCAAAUGGAAGAAAAGGUAUGAUUACUACUGAUCAUCAUCAAAACGAUGCCACGGAUCCCUCUGAGUCUGAUAAAAUCAAGGAUGAAUGUUCAGCCAUAAAAGAAAGAUGAGCUCUUCAAGGGAAAGAAAACAUAUGAUAGUUUGUAAAGCAUUGUGAGGAUCAAAGAAGCCGAAACACAGAUUUUCUAAUUAUUUUUAUUUUAUUUUUGUGAGCCCCAAUUUUAGCUCUAUUGAGGAUUUUUUUGGUCAAAUGCUAGCAUUAUUGUUGUCGUAGUAUUUCUCCUGUAGUUAUUUCUGUUACUCUAUACUAUCUCUUGUACUUCGACUAUUGCACUAUUUUGUGGUAGUUAUUUCUUUUUUUUUAGAAUGCUUUGUCAUGUUUUUUUAGUAUCUGCUUUGAUAUGCUUUUACUUGAGCUGAGGGUCUAUCGGAAACAACCUCUACCUCGCAAGGUAGGGGUAAGAUUUGCGUAUACUCUACCCUCCCUAGACCUCACUUGUGGGAUUACACUGGGUAUUUUGUUGUUGUUGCUAGCAUUGUGGUUGUGACAAAUUC